Messenger RNA from Morus notabilis, 2388 nucleotides. RefSeq lists its product as uncharacterized. The record is from RefSeq and is a predicted model, not a curated record. The transcript is spliced from 20 exons. The coding region runs from base 485 to 2011 and encodes 508 amino acids. Gene Ontology annotation, cellular component: plasma membrane. NCBI's taxonomy places the organism in Eukaryota, Viridiplantae, Streptophyta, Magnoliopsida, Rosales, Moraceae.
AUCAGAUUUAAAUAUUGAAAAUUUACAGUAUGUCUCUUUGAGGGGACCUUUUUAAUAGCUCCCACCCCUAAAUUAGAGGCAUUGACAGACUUUUUUGCCCAAAUAACAAACCGUCAAAACACUCAAACCACGCAACCGUACAACACUGUUAUUCAAGAACAUCCAUUGUUUCCCCUUUUGUUUUAUGCUCUUUUUGCCCUUUUGGGCAUUUUAGUCGGAUCUGUGGCCUUCUUUCUGUUUUCUGAUUUCUCACCUUUUUCAUGUUUUCCUCUUUAGAGGGCACCUGAAGAUAAUAUUUCAAGUACGGGAAAAGUUAUAGGGAUACUUGGGUAGUGCAAUCUUUUUGGUAAAGGCAUUGGACUUUGAAGUAUGGGAAGGGAAAAUGAAUUGGGCUAAAAUGCGAGAUUCAGUUGGUUAUUAUGGAAAAGAUCCGUUAUGAUUCAAUCAGAGGUUGUGUCAAAGAGAAGUUUGAAGUUUCAAUGAGAUGUCUUCUCUUAAGGGCUCAUUGCAUUUGCUCAAGGAUGAUGGGGUCCAGAAUCAUAGUCCUGAUGUUUUAGAUGGGCAUAAAUCCGAGAAACAUUUUGGCCCAAAGAAUUUAAAAGGAGAUGGGAAUUUUAUUCAUCUUCAAGACCGAGAGGCUAUGGAACUGUAUUCACGAGUCAGAAAACAGGAAGAGGAGAUCCAGUUUCUUCGUGAACAAAUUGUUGUUGCCUCUGUGAAGGAAUUACGGCUGCUUAAUGAGAAGUAUGCAUUAGAAAGGAAAUUUUCGGACUUACGUUUGGCAAUAGAUGAGAAGCAGAAUGAAGCUGUAUCUUCAGCCUUAAAUGAAUUGGUGCGUAGAAAAGGUGAUCUUGAAGAAAAUCUAAAAUUGACCCAUGAAUUGAAGGCUGCUGAAGAUGAAAGAUAUGUCUUCAUGUCAUCGAUGCUUGGGUUGUUGGCUGAAUAUCGCAUUUGGCCUCGUGUCAUAAAUGCAUCUUCUAUAUCAAGCAGUUUGAAGUACCUACAUGAUCAGUUGCAGUGGAAGAUAAGAACUUCACAUGACAAAAUUAGAGAAAUAACAACAGUGGUGGAAACUCAUCCUGAAAGUGGAUCUCAUAGCCAAGGUGGCAGAGCUUCUGGUGCAUUGAAUGGUCAAGUUUCUCAUAGACCCACGUUUGUUGAUGAAGAACAUCCGGAUCCAACUGACAAUUCCUCGGCUUAUAUGUCUGAUCCUCCAGAUACGAGGGAGGUGGCGAGCGGUUUCCCUUAUGGUUCGGUUGAUAAAGGUGUUGCCAAUGCGGGGAUAGGAGAAAUGGCAGGUGGCAACUUGUUUUCCUCUCCCCUUCCCAAAACAAAUGAAGAAAUUUAUUCUGCUUUUGAAGAGGGCCCUGGCAUAGAUAAUUUCCAGAUUAUUGGUGAUGCCAUACCAGGAGGCAAACUUCUUGGAUGUGGAUAUCCAGUUCGAGGAACUUCUCUUUGCAUGUUUCAGUGGGUUCGUCACCUUCAGGAUGGGACUAGGCAGUACAUUGAAGGAGCUACAAAUCCAGAAUACAUUGUCACAGCUGAUGACGUUGAUAAAAUAAUUGCUGUUGAGUGCAUUCCAAUGGAUGAUCAAGGCCGUCAGGGAGAUAUUGUCAGGCUUUUUGCUAAUGAUCAGAACAAAAUAAAAUGUGACCCAGAGAUGCAAAUGGAGAUUGAUACGCAUAUUUCCAGAGGAAACGCCACAUUCAGCGUUCUGUUGUUGAUGGAUUCUCCUGAAAAUUGGGAGCGGACAACCCUAAUUUUGAGACGGUCCAGCUACCAAAUUAAGAUAAACGGUACAGAAGCCAACGUGAUCGCGGAGAAAUUCUCAAAGGAUUUAUCGAUCAAAGUGCCCUGUGGACUUUCAACACAGUUUGUUUUGAUGUCCAGCGACGGAUCCUCUCAUCCAUUCAGCACAGACAGUGUUCGAAUGCGCGACACUCUUGUGUUGACCAUGAGAAUGUUCCAAGCCAAGCAGGCACUUGAUGAUAAGAGGAAAGGAAGAGCAUAGCCCCUACAUUUCAUUUUUAUAGCUGAUAUUCAUUCGUAGUUUACAGUGAGCAGUCAUAAAGUAAGGAAUAAUUUGUCUCCUAGUUUUGGUCAUAAUGAGAAUUGUUGUUGUAUAAUUUUUUAUUUUACAACUUUAAGCAUCAGAAGACCGCAAUUGACCAAAAAAAAAAAGCGUUUUGUAUAGGUUAUUAGCGACCACAUACUUUCUCGAGUCACCCACCUUAAUGAACUUUCCAUAUUUUACUAGCAAUAUCCCUUGGUUUGGUACAAUUGAUUGGGGCAUAAAUUUUCAUCCUAUGUAAUAAAAACAAAAGUUAGAAUGAAACUUGUUCAAUUCUAUGAUUUCAUACAAGAAUCCUGAUGUGUAAUUUCUAAAUU